AUGAAAGAAAGCAAAUCAACCGCACUUCUGCACAACCAUUAAAAGCCAGUGAAUCAUAUUACCCUCAAUCAACACCAAUCAACACUAAAUCAAUAAUUAAUGGCUUUUAUCAAUGAAAAAGAAAACAUUUAAACAAACAUCAAGAGAAAUCCAAGCGCACUUCUGCUCAAUAAUAUCCCAGGCAGUAUCAAUAUUCCAAAUUCUAAAGUAUCUUCAAAUAAACCAUGUUUACAAAUCAAAUAAAACGACUAGUAGACUUAGAGAUCAUUUUUACAAUAAAAAUCUAUAUCCAAAUCAUUCUUGACAGAAUAGGAUAGUUCUCAGAUAACAAAUUAAUAUGAGAGCUGCAUGUUGAGAACGCCUAUUCAGAGAAUUAAGUGUAUAAUGUGUUAGGGUCUAUCAAAUCUUGUAGAAUAUUGCGCCUCAAAUUAAAAUCAAUAUAGCUCUGGUGGUAGUCAAGAUAUCUUCGGAAAUUGCAGUGAUUGCGGAUCUUUUAUUAAUCCAUCUAGCAAAUCAUAGGGUGUAAAGACUAGAAACCUAGUCUUCAAAGUAGAUAUACCAUUGGAUGAGAUGCUUUCUAGAUUAAUAGAAAGGCAAUCAAUUAGUAAGCUAUAUAAUCCAGCAGCAACCUAUGUGAAGAAGCGUAGAGUUAUUGUAGAUUGGAUGUGCGAAAUGGGUGAGGACUUGCAAUUCGAACCUGAAGCUAUUCAUCAUAGUAUUGCUGUGUUUGAUGCUUAUUUUUCAAUCCAAAAUAUAGAGUAACAUUUAUUUAGUCUCAAACUCACAGAAGGCAGAUCAUUCGAAUAGGUCAUCCAAUUAGUUUCUGUCGUAUGCAUGCUAAUUAGUGCUAAAUUUUUAGAGAAAACUUAUCCAGGGGUUUAAAAGCUUAAUUCGAUAAUUUAAUCUCCCUUUUCCUAUGAUGAUUUCAUUAUGAUGGAAAGAGAUAUUCUAGAAACUCUAAACUGGGAAAUUUACAUUGUAACACCAUUUCAACUUGUUCAAUACUUCACCUCUCAAGGUAUUUUAUUUACAACAGACGAAUUAGAAAUUAGAACAAAUACGUUUUAAACUCCUACUAUAUAAAACGCAGCAAAUGCACAGAAAUUCGCUGAAUUCUAUUCUGAAAUGUGUCUUCAGGAACAUGCUUUCCUAUAAUAUGAUUCCUUCACUUUAGCCUGUGCUAUUGUAAUGGCAUCUAGAAAGAUGAUUAAAGCUAAAGAUAAGUGGCCACACGAGUUAUAUUAAAUGACAGGAUUUAGAAAGAAGGCAACUUAAAUCAAAAGAUGUAUGAUGCAUAUUUUUGAGUUUUACGAAGAAACUUUCCCUGAGCACAGCCUUACUAACAGCAACGGUAACUAAUAGACAAGCUCUUAGAUUACAAGUAAAGAUAGCUCUGAAAAAUCCUAAAGAAAUAACUUGAAUAGCAAUAACGACAAACAAGUGAGGUUUGAUUUACUAUAAAGUGAACUCACCACUCCAACAGAUGUUGAAACUCCAGAUAAAGAUUCAAUAGAUCAGAAAAAUAGCAAUUUAUCAACAAAUCAAAUUACUGGAGAGAAAAUCAUAUAGGAAAAUAAGAAAAAUAGUGGUGGACUUUUGAGUGGUUUGUAUUAUGCUUAAGUCAAAUAAAUGUAAAAUUCUCAUAACAAAGAGAAACUUAGAAUUGUAAGACCUUAGAAAAUGCCAUAGGAUAAUCAAACAUUUUAAAAUCCAUUGUAAAACCCAUAAUUCAUUGAUACUUCAUCAAGCUUUGUAGACUAGUCAUUCAUUGCUAUAGCAUAAAAUGAUUAGCAUUAGAUUAAACAGGUAAGAAUCAGCAUCUAUGAUGGAAAUGAAGAAAAUAGAAAUCAGGAAAGUGUUCAAUUAAGAUAGUUAAAGAGUACCCUUAGCAGAUAUAAUUCAGUUAGACAACUUUAAGAUGGAGUCAAAUAGCUGAAUAUCAAAAGAAGCUAAAGCCGACAAUAAAAUAAUUCAUUUAGCAAGAGUAGGAAUACAUCUUUUGGCAACAAUUAGAGCUUUAGAAAUCCCUCAACUUAAAGAACUAACUUCUAGGUACCGAUUCCAAAGAAGCCUCUCAUAAAGAGUAGAAAGAGAUAAGAUGAGGUUGCUGAAAUGCCACAUUAAAUUUAAAACCAGAAGAAUCAUUAGAUUAGUUUGAAACCAAGUCUCGGAUUAUGCAAGGAUAACAAUAGAAGCACUUCAAAUUUGAGAAUAAACACUAAUAGCAACUACAAUUCAAAUAAUUAGCCUGACUCUAACUACAACUCUAAUAAUGCAUAGACUGCAAACAAUGGAAACAACUCUGUAGUCCAAAGAAAUAUCAGCUAGACUAGAGUUUCAUAGGCCAGAAGAAAUAAUCCAUAAGUAUUGAUUAAUAAUCUAGUUGUGAAUAAAAUGAUGCCACUCAAGACUACAAGAGGAGAAUCUAAAGAAGCAUGUAAUAGUAGUAAUAUAAUUGUGAGCAUGCCUCAAACUAUGCCAUCAAGUACUAAGAACUAAGGGAACAGCAGGAAUAAACCACCUCUUCUAAUGGGAAUGGGCAAUAGUAAGACUAUGACUUCUAUAAAGUCUAAAGUUAGCAUUAAAACUGCGGGAGGCAAUAGCUAAAGUAGAAACGUUAAAUAUGAUCCAGAGGGGUAUAAUACUACCAGAAAAUGA
Molecule: messenger RNA, 2658 nt
Organism: Stylonychia lemnae
Lineage: Eukaryota; Ciliophora; Spirotrichea; Sporadotrichida; Oxytrichidae
Source: the annotation of a GenBank genome assembly